Phytophthora infestans T30-4 is the source of this 981-nucleotide messenger RNA. RefSeq lists its product as uncharacterized. The transcript has 9 exons. The coding region runs from base 1 to 981 and encodes 326 amino acids. The record is from RefSeq and is a predicted model, not a curated record. Lineage: Eukaryota; Oomycota; Peronosporomycetes; Peronosporales; Peronosporaceae.
AUGGCAUCGUUCGAUGACUUGGCGUUCACAGCCGCCGAUACUGCUUCGACUGCAGCUGUCGAGCUUUUCUGCAGAGAUUGCAAUGAAGUCCCUCAGUCCAUGACGGCAGAUCGUAAGCGCUGCUUGAUGUGUGGCUGCGAGCUAGAACGUCGACAGCAACCUACAGCUCCGGCAGGGCAGACGAGUGUACAGGAGCUGCAGACAAUGGUAAUGCGCUUAUUGACGCAGAUCGGCACCGACUGGAACGGAGGAGGAGAUACUGGAGCGCGUCGACCUGCGUCUGACGAGGCUGUAAAGAACUUGGGGCCGUUCACUGCUGACCAGGCGUCAACGAUUGAAGUGGCUGUCAUCGUGGAGGGGAUCAAGGGCGAGGUGAUCGCUAUCCCCGGGAACUUUGGCCCGUGUGAGUCGAUCAAGAAGCGCAGUGUUGUCAUUGCUGACCCUUUCGACGGUGCCAAACCCUUUCAGACUAUCAGUGAGAUGAAAGACAAGAUCGUGGUGAUGGCACGCGGAGGCUGCACGUUUGCGCAAAAGGUUCUUCGAGCUCAAGCUGCGGGUGCUGCAGGAGUGAUCAUCAUCCAGACCGUCGACGUGUGGCCGUAUACGAUGACGGACUCUUCCGGCGAAAGCAAGAACGUGACGAUCCCUGCGUUCAUGAUGAGCGCGAAAGUCGGCAAAGGAUUUGUGGAAUUUGUCCGCGACAAACGCGACGAGGGUAUUUCGGCCGACAUCAUCGUGCGGAAGGACGCUCGCGAGUGUGUAAUCUGCCAGGUGGAGAUGUCGAUCGGCAUGAAAGUCACACGGAUGCCAUGUCAGCACAUGUUCCACACUGUGUGUCUGCACGAGUGGCUGCAGAUCGGCAAUUCGUGUCCAAUUUGCCGUGUCGAGAUCGCGGCUAAGCGCACGGCUCACAAUAGUUUAUCAUCCUCGCAGAAUGCGCAGCAACGUGGUGACUUUGCCUGGAGCGAGUGGUUUUCCUGA